UGGCAACAGCUGUUCUUUUGUUUGUCUCCGCAUAUCACAUUUCGUAAACAAACUAAACGACUACAAUAACCUCAAACAAAAAGACGAAACACCAUAGUAACCGUGGCGAAAUAAAUAAGCUCAGCAAUUUUUAUUGAACAAACAAUUUAAGAAAUAAAAGAAAAUCAUAAAAACUACACAACGUAGCCAGGAAAGUCAAAUGAAAUGGAUAAACCGCAAAUGAUCGAGCACAUACAACAGAAUGUGGACUAUACAAUUUACGAUGUGAAAUGGAUACCAUGCUCGGCGAAAUUUGUAGUACUCGGUUCGAAGCCCAAUAGCAAUGGUAUUCUACAAAUAUAUGAGCUGAAUGAAGCUAAAGCUGAGAAAAUUAAGCAAGUUGUCAAGAAGACCGCAUUCAAAUGUGGCACUUUUGGCGCAUCCAGCUUGCGGAAUCGACAUAUGGCAAUUGGCGAUUUUGAGGGACGUAUGCAAGUACUCGAUUUGGAAAGACCAGAACUGCCGGUGUACAAUGUCGAGGCGCACAAGAGCAUUAUAAACACAAUUGAUGCCAUUGGCGGCAAGCAGUUGGAUUGUGGUGCACCGGAAAUUGUUACCGGCAGUCGUGAUGGCGCCGUUAAAGUGUGGGACAUGCGUCAAGGCUCAGCGCCAGUAGUCGAUAUUAGUCCAGAGACCGUAAAGGGUGAUGGCAUAAAUCGCAAUGAACGACGUGAUUGCUGGGCUGUCGCUUUUGGCGAUAGCUAUAACAAUACUGAACGCUGUGUGGCAGCUGGUUACGAUAAUGGCGAUCUCAAGCUAUUUGAUUUGCGUCAAUUAGCGGUACGUUGGGAGACAACGCUUAAAAAUGGUAUUUGUGGCAUUGAAUUUGAUCGUGCCGAUAUACCAAUGAAUAAAAUGGGUGUCACAACACUCGAAGGUGGACUGCUUGUAUACGAUAUGCGUACACAGCAUCCAACUAAAGGUUUUAGUUGUGUGGAAGAACGUAAUGCUGGACGUAGUGUUGGUUCGAAUGGCGUUAUAACGGGUCCAAAGUCAACUGUUUGGGCUAUAAGACAUUUGCCGCAAAACAGAGAUGUAUUUGUUUCGUGCGGUGGUACGGGUUCGAUACGUUUGUGGCAGUAUGAGUACCCAGAAAAGCGACGCAAAACGGAUGCGGAUGAAAAUGAAAUUGGUGUAUGUGGCACUUUGCAAAUGUUGCAUGCCUCAACUGUAUCCACACAGCCGGUGCAUAGCUUCGAUUGGCAUCCCGACAAGUUGGGUUUGGCUGUGUGCGGUUCGUUUGAUCAGUGUGUGCGUGUUUUAGUGACCACAAAAUUAAAUUUACUUUAAAUAAAUAUUGGCAAUUGGUAUUUAAAAUACAAUUUAUUUUAUUAAAAAAGUUAA
Molecule: messenger RNA, 1383 nt
Organism: Zeugodacus cucurbitae (melon fly)
Lineage: Eukaryota; Metazoa; Arthropoda; Insecta; Diptera; Tephritidae
Gene: Wdr92
Product: dynein axonemal assembly factor 10
Exons: 2
Coding region: 205-1329 (374 amino acids)
Molecular function (GO): ubiquitin binding
Source: RefSeq, a predicted model, not a curated record